Suillus subaureus is the source of this 1509-nucleotide messenger RNA. RefSeq lists its product as uncharacterized. The transcript has 8 exons. The record is from RefSeq and is a predicted model, not a curated record. NCBI's taxonomy places the organism in Eukaryota, Fungi, Basidiomycota, Agaricomycetes, Boletales, Suillaceae. The coding region runs from base 1 to 1509 and encodes 502 amino acids.
AUGGCAGAACAGUCUUCUCAGCCAGUUGGGAAAUCUUCUAUCCAUCUCAUCACGCAAUGCACUAAGAAACCCUUCAAGGAAGAAUCAGAGGAUGUUAGAGCAGCAGUUUUUGCAGCUGUGGAGGCAAUGAAAGAGAGGAAGUGUGCCGAAAUAGAGGAGGUAAAGGAACAGAGUGACACUGAGCAAGGACAUCUACAUGAGAUGACGGAUUGGGUAUUCACUGUUCUGAUGGGUGGUCUGGACCCUGCCAUAGGAGGUGCUUUGGACAUUAGCAGCUUCCAUUUCAGCCAAACAUAUCCUGACUUUACAAAGGGUGUUAUGGUCCCUUAUACUCAAUUUGUAGAGCGUGUUUUUCAUGAGUUUCAGUUCAGUGGUUCUGGUGCUGAAGCAACAGUGUUGACCAGGGCACAAGGUUCACUACCAUCCACCCCAUCUUCUUCAGGGUUACCAAGACCAUCCACUCCAUCUUCUUCAACUGCAGCUAUGACCCCAUCACACACUAACAUCUUUUCUGCGCCCACACCAUUACCUGCACUUAACACAGCCAGCUCAGGCACUAAUGUCUUUUUGGGGCCCACACCAUUACCUGCACUCAACACAGCCAGCCAGAUACCUUUAUUUAACCCUGAAUUUAUGUUCAACCCUGAUGAUAAUCAUUCAGCUGCAGUGCCCAAGGCUCCCAAUCAGUAUGACAUCAACUUCUUCUCCGAUUUUACCCCCAACCCAGUUGACACGGAUGAGGACAUGGAGCUAAUGCGACCCUUACUUUCCAUGCCGCCUCAAUCUCCCAAUACAAUGUCUGCUUCACCAUCCUUACUCCAGCUCCUUCAAGGUGCAACUAUGGAACCACACCUCGAGCAAAACCUUGCUCUGCAUCAUGGUUUCUCAUCACCUCCUCAUAUUGGCUAUCAAUUCAAGAAUUUGGGUGGGAUGACCACUGACCAUGAGGAUGUCUCAAUGGGGGCCACUCUUCUUCCAGCAUCGGCUUCCAUCCAAACUGCACCAUUUCCUGCCCUUCCUUUGGUUCCUUCCCUGCCAUCCAAACAUCAAAAGACAAAGGAUGCUGUAACUGAGGGAGAUGGCAGACUGCCACUCAUUGAAAAUAGCCCAGAGUUGGAGGGAGGUCAUGGGAAAUGCCAGCAGUUCCAGUCAAAUUGUGCUGCAGCAGCCAACAAUAUUGGUCAAAUCCAGGCUUCACACAAAGGCAAGUCCACACAUGUCAGGGAAAAAUUCAAAGUACUAAGCCCCACUCAAAAUCCCCAGGAACUGAAUCAGAAAGAAGGAUUGAUGGGUGAUAGGAAGCAAGGAACCAGGUCCAGGGAACCAAUCCAGCCAACAGCAGGCUUCCAGUAUGGCCUGCUCAGGGAUCGACUGGCUGAACUGCAACAGUAUCUCAAGGCACUACCAUCCAACAUUCCCAUACCAGAUGAAUCAAAGUAUAAUUUUUCCAAUUUCAGCCUGGAUGCCAAUUGGACUGCAGAAAUUGGAGAGGCUGCAGCCAUCAACUGA